AAGCUCCGGUUCGUUUCUCUCCGUCUGGAUUUCCCUACCUGUAGAAUUUCAUCAUCCAUGGAUGCUGGAGAUGAUAAGAGAAAAGGCUCUAUUCCCUCAAUUAUUAUUGAAUCUCACUCCAAUGCUAAUGAGGAUAGGCUUAGCCCUGAAGAUUUAGCUUGGGCUGAUUCUUGCCUGGUUCAAGACGUUGAAGUUUUGGAAAGUAAUUGGAAUUCUUUUAAAGAUGCAUUGCUGGAGAUUCUUGACAAGCAUCCUGAAUCACUUUCCUCUUCUGUAACUGAAAGUGACAGUUCUCCUGGUGGGCCUGAUGUUGAGAUGCUUCCUUCCAUUGAGGAGGCGGAAGCUGUGAUGUACCCAGCAAGGACUUGGGACAAUAUCUUUGUUGAUCCAAUCAAUGAAGAAACAAAAACAAACAUGGACGGUACUCCAAUAGAAAACAACACUGACAUUCCUUCCCAAGUCCUUCAGGAAGAUGUUGUGGAAUCAUUCCAGGGAGAUCCUUUUCUGCCUACGUACAGUGAGGAUCAGAGAGUGGUGGAAGCUGUUGAUUCAGGACUCGAGAGUUUUCCAAUGAAUGAUAUUGAUCUAUCAACAAGCGAUAUCUUCAGGGUCUGGGAUUUGAACAUUGCUGCUCAUGAGGAAUUUGAUUUUGUUAAACAGUUGAAAAAGGCCCUUCAAGAAGUUGAGGAUCAAAAGAUAGAGCGAACUUUUGAUGGAGUUGAAGAUCAAAUCAAAACACCAACUUCUGAUGAUUCAGUGGCAAGGAAAGAUGUGAAAGAAAACUCCCUUGAUCAGAUAGUUACCGGCAUUGCAGAUCUGUCUCUGAAUCAAGAUUCUAGUUAAUUUCUCUGCCCAUAUUUGAAACUUUUAGGUUUUAGAAAUUUCCCUUGUAACAACAAGAAUGAGGAUCCUUAAAGUUGCAUGUAUUUUUUUCCAUGGGAUUCCUACUGAAUCUUUAAUGUCAAAUAGCAGAAAUGCAUGAAAGCCUUGGAAACAAAUGUUGCUGAAGCUU
Rubroshorea leprosula is the source of this 1012-nucleotide messenger RNA. The record is from the annotation of a GenBank genome assembly. Lineage: Eukaryota; Viridiplantae; Streptophyta; Magnoliopsida; Malvales; Dipterocarpaceae.